Kickxella alabastrina is the source of this 1196-nucleotide messenger RNA. RefSeq lists its product as uncharacterized. The record is from RefSeq and is a predicted model, not a curated record. Lineage: Eukaryota; Fungi; Kickxellomycota; Kickxellomycetes; Kickxellales; Kickxellaceae. The transcript has a single exon. The coding region runs from base 165 to 887 and encodes 240 amino acids.
GAAACCAAACCAAACGACAUUUAAAGGAACAGUUUUCCCGUCUUCUAUUUUUAUCAUUCCAUUCGAUCACCAACACUAUUUCCAAAUCAAUUUCUUUUUUCUUUUUACUUUUUUUUAGCUCCCAUCCACUGAACCAGCAGGCUCAAGCGAUACAAAAGCCAACUAUGUUUAUGAACAUGUAUCCGGCAACAUCAGCUGUCCCUGCGGCGACCACCUGGUCGAUCCACACCUUGCGCGUGCCGUCCAACACAAACUCAUCGUCAUCGUCAUCACCCGCCACGCGCAACCGCCACCAAGCGUCACUCGACGGGCACACCCUCCUCUUCGAAAAGGAGCGGUCCAUCGACCAAGAGCAUCAGAAUGCCAUUCAAGCGUACGAUCUCUUAGACUCCAUCCGCGGGCGCCAAAACCAGCUUGGCCGCUACCUACAAGAAUUCAGCACAUUCAAGAGCAACCCAUUGGGCAGCGCUAUGUGCAACAACCUGGAGGACAAAAUUCACCAAAUGGCACUGCUCAUCAGCAGACAGCAGGUGGAGCUCAAGCGGAUUAUCGACAAGUAUGACCAGAGCCUGGUUCGUUCAGAGUCGACCACCUCUCGGGUAUCUUCACUCGAGGAGUGGGAAGAGGAGAUGCAGACAAAGAAGUUUACGUCGCUGCCGGGCUGCGCCGAGCUCCAGAACCAGGAGGCGCCGGUGACUAACUGGUUGAGCACCAGUCGCAUGUCUACUCUUAAGGAGGUUAUUGAGUUUUCAGCCAAUGACUUAAAGCGCAUUGAGGCCUCAUCGCUGUUUACAAAGUACCCGCCGCCACCGCCGCCUCGCAAGCGCACGCCCUCGAUGUCGUCUCUCUCUUCCUACAAUUCGUCCUCAUACUCUGGAUUCUUGUAAACCCUCUCAUCAACCAUAAUCCUGGUCAUCAUCGUCUGUACUCCGUAUAAAACCACCAUCAUAUUCCUCCCUCUCCCUUCUCACUCUAUUAUCCCCCCUUCCCAUUCGUAUUCCCACUACAACCAAAAAACUGCGACGACUUUUAGUGGCCGCCAAUAAAAAAAUAGGCAUUUUGCUUUAGUUUUUUAUUUAAUUUUUCUUUCAAGCGAGCAUGGACUGUCGCUGCACAUGUAUUUUAACAAAAUUUAUUUCAUUCAUCCAUCCACUUCACAAAUUAAUUAAUUAAAAAUAAUUUUCUGCUCUAUCACU